Molecule: messenger RNA, 1161 nt
Organism: Empidonax traillii (willow flycatcher)
Lineage: Eukaryota; Metazoa; Chordata; Aves; Passeriformes; Tyrannidae
Product: zinc finger protein 239-like
Exons: 2
Coding region: 97-987 (296 amino acids)
Source: RefSeq, a predicted model, not a curated record
CUAGAGGUGGACUUGGGGAGGAGGAACCCCCAAGCCAACGUGCUCAGCCCUUGUUUUCCUCCCCUGCAGGAUUUGUCCUUCCCAAAGCUUGGGUGGAUGGAGGAGGAGGCUGCAAGGAAGAGGGAGAUGCCGCGGGCCCCCCAGGCAGGCCCCGAGCUGAGGACGGAGAGCACAGACGACAAAUCCCCCCGGCAGAGCCUGGUGGGAGAGGCCAUUUUGAAGGGCUCCCCGGCGCAGGAAGGCAACGGGGAGGAAAAGGCCCGGAGAUGCCCCCAGAGGAGGGGCUGCAAAGCCAGCUCAGGGAGCUGUGAGGAGGAAAGACCCGUCCUGUGCCGGGAAGGCGGCCGGAGCUUGAGCUGUAGCUCUGGCCUGAUGGUCCCUGUGCAGCCUCCCAGGAGGGAGAAGCCCUUCAGGUGCUUGGAAUGUGGGAAGAGCUUCGGGAAGAGCUCCAGCGUGAUCCGACACCAACACAUUCACACAGGGGCACGACCCUACUCAUGUAGGGAAUGUGGGAAAAGAUUUCAGACCAGCACAAAUCUCCUCCUGCAUGAGCGGACGCACACGGGGGAGAGGCCCUUCCGCUGCACCGACUGCGGGAAGGGCUUCAGAAUGAACUCUCACCUUGUCACCCACUGGCGCAUCCACACCGGGGAGAGGCCCUACAAGUGUGGGGAGUGUGGGAAGAGCUUCAGCCGGAUCUCUGACCUGAUCCAGCACCAGCAUGUCCACACUGGGGAAUGGCCCUGCAAGUGCUUGGAAUGUGGGAAGAGGUUUAGGGACACCUCACAGCUCCUCCUACAUGAGUGGACGCACACGGGGGAGAGGCCCUUCAGCUGCCCUGACUGCGGGAAGAACUUCAGUGUGAACUGCACCCUUGUCAGACACCGGCACAUCCACACCGGGGAGAGAUCCUACAAGUGUGGGGAGUGUGGGAAGAGCUUCCCCCACAGCUCUGCCUUGAGCAAACACCAACGGACCCACCGGUAACGGAAGCCCUACGAGUGCCCCGACUGCAGGAAGAACUUCGGCCGCUGCUUCCACCCCGAAUGACCAUCCUGAUGGUGAGGGAACCCCUGGAGUCCAGUGACUGUCAGUCCAUCCCUUUCUACCAGAAAGGGCCAGUCCCCUUUGCCAGGGGCAGGUUGUGCCAACAGAACCCUU